UUACAAAUUGGUGUCAGAAGUGGGAUACUUUAUCCUGACGGCGGGAUAGAGUGUGUGUUAUCUUUAAGAGUUGGUGCGGUUAUUCACUUCAACUGAGAAGUACCGUGCUAGCUACCUUCUGAAGAGAGACAUCUACGCUCUACGGUACAAGGCGGCUUAAGGGAAGAAACAGUAAAAACUUGAGAUAGCGAUCAAGAUCUUCGAUACCCAGGCAUUAAGCGGCUGUCAACGCAGCGGUUCUUCGGUAACUUCGAGUUACUACCACUGCACAGACGAGGCGAACAUCAGUAGCUUUGUUACGACUACGAAGACGAGGCGAACAUCAGCGUAAAUGGUUCUUCAGUAGCUUCGGGUUACUACCACUACGCAAGUGAAAGUACAAACGGACUCCGCAAUUAACUCAGGUCAUCAAGUAAGUUAUUAUUGUGUAGUUGUUGUAAGAAAAAAUAAUGUAAUAAUUGUUUUAAAAGUUAUAGUAAUUGUUUUUUUGAGGGACAAGAAAUAAUAAUUGUUUUAAGAUGCCUAACACAGAGGAAGUUAAAAUAUGUGGUGGUUAUAUCAACAUAGGGCUGGCAGAACGUAUGAUGAACAAGUACGAUGGCAAUAAGGCAAAUUUGCACGCGUUUAUUGAUAAUUGUAAUAAUGCAUAUUCUCUUUUAAAUCCGAUAUACAAAAUUGCAUUCUUAUCUGUUGUGUUAUCCAAAAUUGAAGGGAAUAUUAGGUCAACAUUAUUAAAUCGCUCGUUUACUUCAUGGGAAGGUCUUAGAGACCAUUUAUUGGAAAACUACUCUGAAAAACGAACAUUCGCUCAAUGGCAGCUAGAAUUAAAUUCUUGUAAACAAGGUCAUAACGAACCAGUACUUAAAUAUUCCAGCAGAGUCGAGAAUUGUUUCAUUAAAUUGAUUAAAUCCUUAGAUCCGAAAUUAACUAAAGAAGCUCGUGAGGCUAAUGUCGAACUUUUAAAAAGUCAAGCACUCAACAUCUUUAUUAGCGGUCUUAUACCACAACUACAUAUCUUAUUAAAAUCUCAAAAACCCUCAACUUUCGAGGAAGCUGUAUCAAUAGCAAUUUCAGAAGAACAAGAAAUCAAAUCUAGGCAAGAGAUGAAUUUUGGUCCAAGUUCUAGCUUAGGUAUAAAACAUUGUAAUAAUUGUAAUAAAACCGGUCAUUUAAGUCAUCAAUGUCGGCAACAACCAAUAAUACGGCAAAUGCAAGCUAACAGAGAUAUGAUACCUACUUGCUUUAAUUGUCAGAAAAAGGGCCAUUUAGCUAAAGAAUGUUGGAACAGAAACCCAAGUAAUAAUCAACGCAGUUUUCAGAAUAAUCAUAGGUUUCCUCAAAAUAAAUUCCAUACUGGUAAUCGAUUUUCUAGCAACAAUAAUCACGGAUUUAAUGAUAAUAGGCCAACGAAUAACACAUUUGCACGACCGAAUUUAAACUCCAAUGGUCCAAGGACAGCGGCCAACCCAAGGACAGCCAAUUUAAUUCGGGCCGAGUAAUGUUUGUAGACACUGGAAUUUCAUUAUAUGUACAGUUAGACAGUUCGAGUAUUUUAAAUAAUCAAAAUAAGUUUCUUAUAGACACAGGGGCAGAAGUUACGUUGAUAAAGUUAGGCUCAUUAGAAGGAGAAACUUUAGUUUACGAAGAUAAGAAGCUAAAAUUACGAGGAAUAGAUAAAGAUGCCAAACCAACGAACACGAUUGGUUACAUCCAUUUGUCAUUUGAUAUAGGAGACAAAAGAGUUAAUCAUACACUUCACGUGGUUCCUGAUAACUUUCCUAUACAGUGCAAUGGAGUGAUAGGCAGUGAUUUUUUGGUAAAAACAGAUGCAAUUAUAAACUAUCAAGAUGAUGUGAUUGAAAUUUGUGGAAAUCAGUUGAAAAUUGAGUACAAUGGAAAAAGGGUUAAAGAAGAUGAUUUAGAAAGUUUAAGCGUUAAUAGUGAA
This is a messenger RNA of Pectinophora gossypiella (pink bollworm), 1945 nucleotides long. RefSeq lists its product as uncharacterized. Bases 519 to 1499 code for a protein of 326 amino acids. Gene Ontology annotation, molecular function: nucleic acid binding; zinc ion binding. The transcript has 2 exons. The record is from RefSeq and is a predicted model, not a curated record. Lineage: Eukaryota; Metazoa; Arthropoda; Insecta; Lepidoptera; Gelechiidae.